AUGUCACGCUUUGUGUUGAGCUCAAACCACCUUUUCCUCUACGGCACCGGCGAUGGGACCAUCGUAGUACUCGACAUGGGAAGCGACCUCAACAAUCCAGCCAGCUCCUGCGACAACUGGAAAACCGUCGGUAUCAUACCCUGCUUCACCAUGGUCGACAACAACUCCGCAAAAUCAAUCAGCUACAAAGAUCUGGAAGUGUACGGGACGGCGAUCGGAGGAUCCACUCUGGAGAAAUUGAGGGCCGAGCUCUUCGACUCUCAGUUCCUGGUCAAUCGGGAAGGCUACCAGGUGAUGUACUACAGCAGCGACGGCUCGAAAGCCAUGGGAGUCGGAAAGUGCUCCUUCUGCAUGCUCAACAAUAUCUUCGGCUGGAGGAAGUACGGUGUGAAGCCGCCGGCGAUCAGCAUGAUGUGGAACCGGUACGAUAGGAGCAGCGGCGAGGCGGUGGUGGAUUUGGAGGAAUUGGGGGAGAGGGCAAAGAGACUGGGGAUGGCGGUGGAAGAACAGAGUAAGGAGUUGGGGGAUUGUAAAUCGAGGUUGAAGGAGAAGGAGGAGAUUCUGGAACACUACAAGAGGCUUUUGGUGGAGAGCAAAGAGGUGUUGAAGGAGAAGGACAAGGAGAAGGAGUCGGCGUUGAAUCGAUUGAAGGAAGUGAUUGGGGACAGGGAUGGGGAGAUUCGGCGAUUGAAGUUGAGGUUGGAAGAAGCGGGCGGCAAUGGACUUGGGACAACAGGAGGAAGUGAUGAAUUGAAGGAGAUGAGGGAUCGUUUGGUUGCUAAAGAGAAACAGGUGGAGGAUUUCAAGGCGGCUGUUAAUGCUUUCUUCGGGAAUUAG
Messenger RNA from Linum tenue, 837 nucleotides. Lineage: Eukaryota; Viridiplantae; Streptophyta; Magnoliopsida; Malpighiales; Linaceae. The record is from the annotation of a GenBank genome assembly.